CUUGCGUAAACAAACCUGAUAUGCCGAUGCGAUGACCUCGAUCUCUGCCCUCUGACUCGAGUGCGGCCGGCCUCGUCACAUACCGGGGCUCGAGAUCUUUUUAUCUGUCUCAUCGUGGUCAGUAGGAGGGCGGUGGGUGGGGCACUUCCUGCCGGAAAUCUUCACUACACUGUGAAAAAUACAGUGCAAAACGUCGUGCCUCACCAUCACGAGCCCAGGCAGUGACGUGAGGAUAAACUCGAUUGCAGUUUUGAUCUGAUAAUUGAUAGACAUGGCUGGUCACAAUCGCAGCCACGGCAGGACGGAGCCAUCCGGUGACCGCGGCGGCGGCGGUGGCGGGGGCGGGGGCGGUCCCCGACCGCGACUGCGACGUACCACCUCCAUGGGCCGUGCCGAGGACAUCACCCAGACCGAGCAGAAAAUCCGACACAGCCAGCCGGACCACCCAAUACACAAACACGGCGACUCGCUGCUGUCCUGGAGGGCAGGGUUUACGGAGUAUGGCGGUUUUGUCAACUGGGGCUUCACUCUUCUUUUCCUGGGAGGCGCGAGGCUGAUGCUGGAAAACAUUCGCAAGUACGGUCUCCUGGUGGACCCGCCACAGUGGUUCUACACGCUGAACGGAGGCCCUUUCCGCUUCGGCGACCGCUACCCAUCGCUCAUGGUUCUCAUCUACCUGCAGGUCCACGCGUGGGCGGCGCUGGCCAUAGAGAAACUGCUCGCACGGUCGGUCAUCCGGCCCAGCUUCGGCGUCUUCCUGCAGAUCGUCAACAUCAUCAUGAUCCUGAUGGUGCCGCACGUCGUCGUCACCUACCUGGAAGCAGUCCCACUGGUGGGUCUGACCUGCGUCUGCUGGUGCUGCGUGGUUCUCUCCCUGAAGCUGGCCAGCUAUGCCCAUGUCAAUUCGUGGUGUCGCCGGGAUAGAGGCGGCACCCAGCGUCGACGAAGCCUCUCCUACAGCAAGUCCAUGGAGUCUCUCAACCCGCCGGCCUCUGAUCGAACCGAGGUGGAUUCCGCUCCUGAAGGGGUGGCUAUCAGGAAGCUGGUCCACUACCCGGACAACCUGAACCUGUUUGACCUCUACUACUACCUGAUGGCGCCCACGCUGUGCUACGAACUCAACUUCCCGCGCUCGGACCGACUGCGCAUCUGGUUCCUGGCGCGGCGCGUGCUGGAACUGAUCGUGGGCAUCAACAUGAUGGUGGCGCUGUUCCAGCAGUGGAUCAUACCCAGCGUCCGAAACUCGCUGGAACCCUUCUCGAAAAUGGACAUCACCCACACCACGGAGCGUCUGCUGAAGCUGGCCAUUCCCAACCACCUGCUGUGGAUCGUCAGCUUCUACCUCAUCUUCCACUCGUACCUGAACCUGAUCGGCGAGCUGACUCAGUUCGGAGACCGCCGCUUCUACCUGGACUGGUGGAACGCGCCCGACAUCAACACCUUCUGGAGGACCUGGAACCUGCCCGUGCACCGCUUCGCCAUGAGGCACAUUUACCUGCCGCUGCUGCGACACCGGUUCAGCAAGUUCUCGGCGGCCGUGGCGGUGUUCUUCCUGUCGGCCUUUCUGCACGAGUACCUGGUGGCGGCGCCGCUGAGGCUCCUUAGAGUCUGGGCCUUCCUCGGCAUGAUGGCACAGAUCCCGCUGGACACGCUGACCGUAUUCGUACGGAAGCGGUUCUCCCCUCGCCUGGGUAACGUGCUGGUGUGGCUGUCACUCAUCAUCGGCCAGCCUAUGGCCAUCAUGAUGUACUACCACGACUACAUCAUCGAGCGACAAGAUAUCGCCGCCGAGUAGGUCUGUCAGCGGGGGUGUCUGCCGAUCCGCGGCACGUGGGAAGACAUGCGGGUAGACGUUGGGUUGUAGGAGACGGUGAGAGUGGGAGUCUACCAUAGACUCUGCUGUGUGAGGGGCGUAGAUGUUUGGUUAGUUAGAGUGAUAGUUGUUGCUGGGCGGUGCAGUAGUGAGCUUUGGUGACGUCUUUGUUACAAAUUAUUGACGUGCCGUCUAGAAUCAGGGGUUUGAUCUGAAUAUCGAUGAUUGUUUGGGCUAGCGAUGUGGAUGAUCAAAGUGUGAUCGAUGGACUAGGUUUUCAGAGGCAUUUCUACGCACAUUCCCGGUUUGAUUGUUUUACGUUUUGAUGCAUCUCACUCAUGGCCAUAGUCACAGAGUCUGAUGACCAGAUGCUCUAUUUCUAUUUGGUUCCUGGCGAGGGCGCUUUACGUACCAUGUGGCAAUUAUGUCUACUGGCUUCAAUAAUGAAAUGAACGACUUCAACUAGUUAUGUGCUGGAAUGUCAGGAAACCAUUUGGAGUCACCCUGCGACGGUACAUGUGGCUAGGUGGUAGAUGUUUUGUAUUUGUGAAUUAUUUGGAGCCGAGCUUAUCCUCUUACACACAGCAGAUGGCAGCAAUAUUUGGCUGUAACAAACGUGCAUUGAUCGCAAGCGUUCGUGGCGGCUGCUCGUGAUAGGUGCCGUAAUCUACUGUCCCUUUUUGUCAACGUCAGUUAAUUACAGUCUUGAUAUCUUGUGUACUCCCGAGCAGAAUGACUGGAAUCGUUACAUCGAAUUCUAUGAGUGAUUCGGGCAUUGAUUGGCCGUGAUGGGUAACGAUAGUGAUUGUGCCAAUAUCUAUGGGGGUAUAUCUGUUUAGGUAAUUUUGCUAGUAGCUUUUCAAAGUCAGAAUCGCGUUUGUUAGUAAUGUGCAUGUAAUUUUGAUAAAACGGGCAAAUUAUACUAUGUUUGAAACGUCUUCGUAUGUGAAAACCUGAAUGCUCAUCGCAAAAUAAUCAUGACAUGUGUAUGAGCGAUCCAUGGGAUAUGCGUGGGCGUGCUGAGAGGCUUUCGCCAUUCAGCUUACAAACUGUAAGAUGAAUGGCGGUCGGCUUGGCGACAAAAGUAGUGUAAACUCAGCGGAUGCCUGUUUCACGUGCAGCAAUCCUAGCAAUCCAAGGAUUGCACAAAGCAAUCCUAAGACUGGGUGGAAGCUUGCCAUAUUAUUGUUGCGGAUUGAGCGACAGGGUAGACAGGAGAUAGGUGACCUAUAUUUGGCAGCGCUCGAUUUGGCAGCCCUGAGCGCUGUGGCGUCGUUGCGUCUGUUGUGUGAGUCAUUCGCGGCGUAUGUGCGUAGCAAAGGGUCGACGAUCGUUGCGCGAGGACCCGCCGGUUCAACAGUUAUGUAACCCGGUGCUUACGUAAGGAUUGGCCGGAGUGUUUGGUCGACCCGCUCAACAUCGAUUGGGGAUUCGCUGUGCGGGGUGUUGGGCCAGUGAUUUAGCAAAUACUCGGCGGUGAAUAUGAUUGGCGGGCUAGUCCCCAGUGAUUAUGAUGCAAUGCAAACAUAUCGGGGUGUUAUUCGAAUGCUUUCUGAUCAGGGCAUUUUUCGAGCGUUAGUGCGGGAUGCAAGAGCGGGUGCUAGGUGAACGCUGGGCAAAUCGGUUGAAUCAUGCAUUGUUGUUACCGACAAUUAAUGCCAAAAAAGUGUGGCCACCGCGAUUAGGCUAAUAAAUGAGCAAUAAACAAUGUA
Amphibalanus amphitrite is the source of this 3525-nucleotide messenger RNA. RefSeq names its product diacylglycerol O-acyltransferase 1-like. The coding region runs from base 272 to 1795 and encodes 507 amino acids. The record is from RefSeq and is a predicted model, not a curated record. Gene Ontology annotation, biological process: triglyceride biosynthetic process. NCBI's taxonomy places the organism in Eukaryota, Metazoa, Arthropoda, Thecostraca, Balanomorpha, Balanidae. The transcript has 13 exons. Gene Ontology annotation, cellular component: endoplasmic reticulum membrane. Gene Ontology annotation, molecular function: diacylglycerol O-acyltransferase activity.